This is a messenger RNA of Penicillium alfredii, 849 nucleotides long. RefSeq lists its product as uncharacterized. Lineage: Eukaryota; Fungi; Ascomycota; Eurotiomycetes; Eurotiales; Aspergillaceae. The record is from RefSeq and is a predicted model, not a curated record. The transcript has 2 exons. The coding region runs from base 1 to 849 and encodes 282 amino acids.
AUGUUCGGUUUAAAACGUCUGCGAGAUGACCUGGAGCAGGACGGGAUCUUCAGCCCCGAAGCCAAGAAAAUCUGCUCCCAGGUCGCGCCCGAGUCCUCCGACCUCGACCAGACCCUUCGAUUCCGUGCCCCCACACUGACCCCUGUGGACUCCUCCGACGAUGAAGACCACCAGGAUGCUAGCCAUGGAGCUCAUAAGACCAGCCCGACCAAACCCGUCCUCGGCCAUCGACCCCCCGCACUCCAGCUCAAUCCCGCAAACUCUAUCGCUACUUCACAGCGAUCUAUCUUGGCCAAUGGGGACGAGCUGUCCCCCUGGAUCUCGAGUGGGCGCAGUAGCAACAGCCUUCAGCCUUCGCCGAUCCCCCAUAACCUGGUCAAUCAGUCGCUGAACCUAACCGGGCCAGCAUCAGCUGCACCCGCUCAAGACUACUUCCCCAGCGAUAUCUUGCCUGUCAUCCAUGCGCCCAACCCUGGGCCUCCGAAUGUGAUGGAGGGUGUAGCACCCUCCAAGGUGGACCCACACACAGCUACGGUCCGACUUCCUAGCCCCGUCAGUGACGAUGACACCAUGGCCAACGGCAAGACCCCUCCCAGCGAUGCAGAGAUGAUGUAUUUCUCGCCUCAUCCAUCAUCCCCGCCGAGUUUCUCGGGCUGCCCGAAUGUGACGGCAUGGACUGCCCCUUCGAUGAUUCCAGAACCCCAGUCGACUCGACCUUGCGCAGGCCCUCUUCAACGGGCUAUUCCAUCAAUGCCAAGAAAGAAGCCAGCCCUUGUCAUGGGAUAUCGGGCAGAUUGCGACAAAUGCCGGCACAAGGUGCCCGGCCAUUACAGCCAUAUUAUCCGUUGA